CGUGGGGAAGUCAAGUCACUCGUCAUUCAACAUUAUCUGGAGGGGGUAUUCCCCUCUACUUUUCUUUCUUAUUCUCCUCAAUUUUGUCUGCUUGAGCCUGCGAUACACACAUUACAUUCACAAUGGCAGCUACAGUACAGUCUCUCUUUUCCCUGAGUGGCCGCACCGCCGUCGUCACCGGUGGCACGCGAGGCAUUGGCCAGGCCAUGGCCGUGGCUCUGGCCGAGGCCGGCGCCGAUAUCAUUCUGAUCCAGCGCGACGAGUCCAACACUGCCACCAAGGACGACAUCAUUAAUCGCCUCGGUCGUAAGGCGCAUAUUCACGUUGCCGAGCUAUCAAACCGCAAGGCCGUCAAGGAGAUCAUUCCUGCCCUUGUGAGCAAAGGCUUCAAGCCCGACAUCCUGUUGAACUGCGCUGGCAUUCAACGGCGGCACCCGAGCGAAAAGUUCCCCGAUGAGGACUGGGACGAGGUCCUCGAAGUCAACCUCUCUCAAGUCUUCAUCCUAUGCCGCGAGUUCGGCGCCUACCUGCUAGCCCGUGACGCUUCCGAGUUCCCAUCCGGCCGCCGGGGCUCCAUCAUCAACGUGGCUUCGCUCUUGACCUUCCAGGGUGGUAUCACCGUGCCCGCCUACGCCGCAUCCAAGGGCGGCGUGGGCCAACUCACCAAGGCUCUGUCCAACGAGUGGGUAGCCAAGGGAAUCAAUGUCAAUGCUAUUGCCCCUGGGUACAUUGCCACGGAUAUGAACACCGCAUUGAUCAAUGACGAGAACCGGAAUGCCGGUAUUAUGGCGCGGAUUCCAGCCGGUCGGUGGGGUCAACCGGAGGACUUUAAGGGCGUGGUGGUCUUCUUGGCUAGUGGCGCCAGUAGCUAUGUCUCUGGCGAGAUUAUUACUGUGGAUGGCGGAUGGAUGGGUCGGUGAAGAGGGGGUGGGGUGAUGUGAAAUAAUUUGACGGGCCUGGAAGUACCGAGGGAGACAGAAGCAGAGUGGCUUGGGAUUGUAUUGUACUUUGGAUAUUUUCUGGCAUUUUGGGCGGUUUUGUAUAUAGAGAUGGCUGCAUCGGAGGUUUUUGGAUAUCAUGCUCCGUAUCUGAAUUAUCCUUGGCAUUUGAAUUUUGAUCUGGGUUGGUAAGAGAUUAUGCAUGAACGCACGAG
This is a messenger RNA of Penicillium brasilianum, 1153 nucleotides long. The record is from the annotation of a GenBank genome assembly. NCBI's taxonomy places the organism in Eukaryota, Fungi, Ascomycota, Eurotiomycetes, Eurotiales, Aspergillaceae.